AUGAGUAUUUUUUUGUCCAGAUUGUUAUAUCAUCAUAAGUACGCAGCGCCGCCUGGACCUAAAUUAGAGGCCCUGCGCUCUGCGAUAAUCUCUAAAUUACAGCCCAUUUGUUUCUAUGUAAAAAAUGAUCCGAACUAUGCAACAUAUGUUCAUGAUGAACAUUUUUAUGGAAUACUUUGUUCUCCCAUGUUUGAAGGUAAAAGUUACGCUGAAAUCAAUCAGAUGAUCGAGAAAAUCCUGGAGCCCUUAGAACUUAAAGGUCGUGUGCGAUUAAAUUGUCAACCACCUUCACGAUACCAUAAGCUAAAACGUCACAUUAGAUGGAGAUGGAAUCUCGAGUGAUUUCUUAAACAUCUUCAUUAGUACCCUUGUAAACAAUAAUACUGCAACAAAUGUAUUUUGUGGAUACACAUGUACCUCCAAUUGCGCACGAAAAAAAGAACAAUAUCGUCUCAAUUGAAGCAAAUAUCAACAAAUAAAUCUUUAUUCCGUCUGUAAUAUGAUUUUUACACU
Molecule: messenger RNA, 513 nt
Organism: Theileria equi strain WA
Lineage: Eukaryota; Apicomplexa; Aconoidasida; Piroplasmida; Theileriidae
Exons: 4
Coding region: 1-342 (113 amino acids)
Source: RefSeq, a predicted model, not a curated record